AUGGAUUCCUCGUCAAGGAGUGGCUACCCACUUCCGCUUCGACCAAGCACCACCGGUCAAUUCCGCUUUGGGGCCACCCCUUACUCUACCAUUAUAAUUGGGGUAUGGGGUUCGAGACAAAGAAAGAUCAAGGCAGCAUAUCAGUUUUUCCUAUAUACUUCUAUUGGAUCCGUUUUGAUGCUAUUAGCUAUUCUGUUGAUUCUUUUCCAAACAGGAACCACCGAUUUACAAAGAUUAUUAACUACAGAAUUUAGUGAGCGGCGCCAAAUCUUUCUAUGGAUUGCUUUUUUCGCCUCUUUCGCCGUCAAAGUGCCUAUGGUACCAGUUCAUAUUUGGUUACCCGAAGCCCAUGUGGAGGCACCUACGGCUGGAUCCGUCAUCUUGGCAGGAAUUCUUUUAAAAUUGGGAACCUACGGGUUUUUCAGAUUUUCAAUACCCAUGUUUCCCGAAGCGACACUUUGUUUGACUCCUUUCAUUUAUACUCUAAGCGCGAUUGCUAUAAUAUAUACUUCCUUGACCACUUUAAGACAGAUCGAUCUUAAGAAGAUCAUUGCCUACUCCUCAGUAGCCCAUAUGAAUCUGGUGACUAUUGGUAUGUUUAGUCGGGCGGCGGCCCUUAGGUCACCUAUUUUGAGUUAUGGACACAGAAGCAAGGCCAAAACAUGUGUGCCGGGCGUGCGACCCAUCAUCCUACUAGCAAUAGGGGAGAUCAAAUAGCAUGUCGCAACAAAAGCGUCGAUUCGAGGCGUCAGCAAUGCCGUCUGUUCCAAAGAAAGCCCUUAGCGCCCCGGGACGGGAGUGGGGGACGGCCCUACGCGCAGACAGCUGCAGCACCGGCUCUACGAAGUCCGAAUCGAAUCUUUGGCUUUCCCGUGAAUAAUCAGGGCGCGGCGAAGCGAGCGCUUCUAGCUCUUUCGCUUGCUUCUUUCUUAUUGUGGCGGCUAUGUUGGCGUGGCGGAAAUGAACGAAAAGCGAGAUUCACGUGAUUUUCAAAUAGAUUGAUAGAUGGCCUGAUCUGUUCUGAUAGAUCGAAAGAGUAGGAAUGGAUAGAUAAUAAAGAGGAAGGAAAAAGGCCUCACCCCGUCUACACGUCGCUAUAAUUAUAAUAAUCGCUCGUCCCUCUCCCACAGCAACACCCAACCCCCAUCAUAAGUAUUUGUUGGCUUUAGGCCAUUUACUCUUACCUUAGUCAGUCGAGCCUAUCGGAAAUCAGGGAUGAGACUCUCUCCCUAAUAAGAUAGGUCGAGCCUCCCCAUCAGCAGUAUUUUCUCGCGAUUACUUAGGGUGGGGCUAUUCAAAACUACUCGACGAUCUGCCGAAUACAAUACAAUACAAUACAAGACUUUCUCAGUCGCCCCACAGCAACAGUCGUAAAUGGCUUUAGGCCAUUUACUCUUACCUUAUCAAUAUUA
Zingiber officinale is the source of this 1412-nucleotide messenger RNA. Its product is annotated as NADH-ubiquinone oxidoreductase chain 4-like. Gene Ontology annotation, biological process: aerobic respiration; ATP synthesis coupled electron transport; electron transport coupled proton transport. The transcript is spliced from 2 exons. The coding region runs from base 1 to 717 and encodes 238 amino acids. The record is from RefSeq and is a predicted model, not a curated record. Gene Ontology annotation, molecular function: ubiquinone binding; NADH dehydrogenase (ubiquinone) activity. NCBI's taxonomy places the organism in Eukaryota, Viridiplantae, Streptophyta, Magnoliopsida, Zingiberales, Zingiberaceae.